Penaeus indicus is the source of this 636-nucleotide messenger RNA. RefSeq lists its product as uncharacterized. Lineage: Eukaryota; Metazoa; Arthropoda; Malacostraca; Decapoda; Penaeidae. The transcript is spliced from 7 exons. The coding region runs from base 1 to 636 and encodes 211 amino acids. The record is from RefSeq and is a predicted model, not a curated record.
AUGAUAACUGUACUGAAACUAAAACAAGACGGCUUCAAUACACCCAGCGACCACCUGGAAUCCAAGAGCUACUCCUUUAUUGAGUUCUGGUCGUGGCGCGUCGGAGUUGUACGUUUGUGUGCGAAUCAGCUUUUAACGGUUUCCUUAUGCAUGUUUCGUCCCUUCGUUGACCUAAAAUGUCCUCCUACGAAGCACAAACUGUAUAUUUACUUUGCCGUUGGCGCCUUCCUCCUGACGGCGUUCAGAGACUCAAGAGCUGAGGUCGAAGUUCCCGUGAUGAUCGAAGUGACCUCCCUGACCUUGGAGGAUGACCUUGGCUCCACGGCCGCUCCCGGUGAUCUGAACUGGAACAUAACAACGUGGACAUCGCCGCUGGGGUUCUGUAAUGACACCAGCGAAUGUACCCAGGGACUCGCGUGCUUCGGGAAUCUCUGCUCAUGCCCCCGGAGUUGCAAGUACGUUCUUAACAAGUGCUACUGCGGAGAUGGUCGACUAUUCCCCUGGUGGUAUUUUCUCAUUGGUGGGUUGCUGGGACUCGUUGUCUCAGACAGGUCACCUCCAGCUUACUCGUCGCAGUUACAAGGAACUCUGAAUAUACCUGAAUAUACCCCCCUGCCACCUAUCGGACAGACCUAG